CAGGACCGGAGGUGGCACGAUGUCCGUCUCCUUCAUGGAGGCGCUCGACACGCUCAAGAGCAUGUUCCCCGAGCUCGACACGGUGACGAUCCGCGACGCGCUCGAGGCGAAGGGCGGACACAUGGAGUCCGCGGUCGAGGACUUGCUGCAGAUAUCGCGUAAACAACGCGGGGUCGGUGGCGGGAUGGGCGGGGGCGGGGGGUUCGGCGGCGACGACGGCGGACGGAGCGGCGGGGGGUACGGCGGCGGGUCGGGUGGGAUGGGCGGCGGCGGCGGUGGAUCCUUCAGGUGCGCGCGAUGACCUCGAACCCGCGUCUCCGGGCGCCCUCCGCGGCCGGGAUUUCCUCCGCCGUCCUGUCCUCAGCGGGAAACCCUCCAUGCGGCGGUUCAGGCGGCGGCGACUACUACCGCAACGCGCCCCCGCCGCGUCGCGACGACUCCAUCUGGGGCUGGCUCACGGGCGAAUCCGACGACGACGGCGGCGCCGCCGGAUACUCCUCCAACUACGCCGGCAACCCGAACGACGACACGCUGACGUGGCUCGCAAACUCCGCGAACUACUACGCCGCGGAGAUGGCGCGGAACGUCAAGUCCGUCACCGACGCGAUCGCGGAGGAGCUGCUGGGACCGGCGGAGGACGAGGAAGGGGAAGAGAUCGAGGAGGAGGACGCGUCGGUGCGAGGCACGGGCGAGGUGGUCGCGGGCGGCGCGGUGGGGAACAAAGGCCGAAGGAAGAAGAAGAAGGAGGAGCCGAAGCCGAAGCCGAAGCCGAAGAAGAAGACGCUCGAGGAGGAGGAGGAUGACGAGGACGACGUCAUCGGCGGGGUGUUGAAUCUGUUGGGGUUGGAGGAUGACGAGGAGGACGAGCCGUACGUGCGACGCGAUUGCAAGAAGGACAAGUGAUCUAUCUACAGAGCCGAGGAGGAGGGCGGGAUAGAUAGCCCCGAGGGGAGGCCUUGGAUCGCGAUAUCGUCGCGUCGCGUCGCGUCGCGUCGACGACUUUCUUUUGAGAUGAAUAACGAUUCUUU
Molecule: messenger RNA, 1028 nt
Organism: Micromonas pusilla CCMP1545
Lineage: Eukaryota; Viridiplantae; Chlorophyta; Mamiellophyceae; Mamiellales; Mamiellaceae
Exons: 2
Coding region: 298-903 (201 amino acids)
Source: RefSeq, a predicted model, not a curated record